UGGCGCCGGUUCGUUUGGCAACACUGGCGUUCGUGUGUUUUUGUACGAAGCAAUUCAUUUGAAUGAAAAUCUUGCACGAGUUAAGUACGUCAAGUCAAGUGGAGAACAUUUUAUUAUUUGUGCUGUAGCACCAGCAUGUAGCUCGGAGCCGAUGGUCGAUUCGAUAGUGAAAUUACGCGGUAUGUACUGAGAAGCAUGCAGCCGAUCCACGCGGCCGGAUUUCGCCCCAGCGAGUCACCGUAUACUCCGAACCUUUGGAGUGGGCCGUUCAGCCUUCCGCAAGCUACCAAUCAUGAUGUCCCGCCACUACCACAGACCCGAACACUGCCGCCUUUGGAGCCAUCUCCAAUGGCAGACUAUUUGCACCCAAGCUCUGCAUUCGCCGAACCUUCAGCCACACCAAUCGCGUCCCCAGCGAUGCAGUUUGCCCCAUUCGAAGAACCUUUGGAGCAGAGUUUUCCUUUAAACAUUCCUACAUCGGCUUCUAGUUUUUCCGAUCUAAGCUGCUUCUCAGAACCAGCCGCCAAUGGGUUGGAGCAAUCUACGUCGAUGGUUCCCGCGCUACAGAGAAACCAUGAAGUGGUUCCAAAUACCGGAAUGGCAGAGGAGGUGGUGGUAAAAGAUGGUCAGGUUUACCACAUACGUUUCAUCGAUGAACCAGCCGAUGUGCCAACUUCCACUUCAGCGGUGCUUGCCACGGGUCCGUUGCCAUCAUCGUCCGCCGACUGUUGCCAAGAGCCUUCAGUGAGCGACGAUCAGUUUCUGGGAACCUCGGAGUAUAUUCCCAACGGUGAACCGCCAUCGUUGUCGCGCGAUUGGAUCAACUACGAUGAGCUACCCUUGCUGAAACCGGCGCAGGCCGCAGUGUCAAGCGCAACCCACUCGGGCAAGAAACCGGACUCUCCCGCUGUGCCAUACGAUUGCGAGCUGUGCCGCAUUUUGCUGAUCUCAGCAGAAACGAUCGAGCGGCACAAGAGCGCCAGUGUACCAGUAUCGCGUCAGCAAUCGUUCAAUCGAACAACAGCCCCUCAAUCGGCCAGCGUCGAUGUUUGUAGUGAUUUUAGCAACUACUGUGUGGAGUGUGCCGAAUUUUUUUCUUCGGCCGAUCGGUUGGAUGAACAUAUGGAAGCAAAACAUCGAUUGAUUGGGGAUUCGUGCCAUGGGCCGUCGAUGUGUGGUGACGAAACCUAUGCCAACCAUGUGACGUAGUAAGUAAGCCUUCGUUUGUAUGAUAACGGGAUGCAAGGGAUAAGCAAAAGAAAGUGUUGGAAUGUUGUUGAGCGUGAACUGUUGAGAAUAUUGGUUAUUAUUUCUUGAAAACUGUAAUGUAAAUACUCUGAUGAAUACGAAAAAGCUCACUUCUCAUGCGGCAUUAACAG
Anopheles cruzii is the source of this 1379-nucleotide messenger RNA. RefSeq lists its product as uncharacterized. The coding region runs from base 196 to 1209 and encodes 337 amino acids. The transcript has 2 exons. NCBI's taxonomy places the organism in Eukaryota, Metazoa, Arthropoda, Insecta, Diptera, Culicidae. The record is from RefSeq and is a predicted model, not a curated record.